This is a messenger RNA of Lathyrus oleraceus (garden pea), 834 nucleotides long. RefSeq lists its product as uncharacterized. The transcript has 2 exons. Lineage: Eukaryota; Viridiplantae; Streptophyta; Magnoliopsida; Fabales; Fabaceae. Bases 1 to 834 code for a protein of 277 amino acids. The record is from RefSeq and is a predicted model, not a curated record.
AUGGUUCAACAAGAGGAGAUGACAGAGGAUACGGUCGAACAAGAAUACCAGGAGUUUGGACACAUCCCAAGGGUGGUACGAAGCCCCCCUGUGGUAUUGGUUAACCGUAACCAGGAUCCUGACCAAGUGAUUCGACAAGUUCGACAUGAUGCAGCCGUAAGGGAACAAAACCUAGAGGUUAUCCUCGAACGGAUCAUAGUGCAAAAUGGAGUAAGUUCGUGCCUCCAACGACCGACAUACUCCUCGCCUCUACCAGAUUUUAUCUUACAAACAGAAUUGCCAAGGGGAUGGAAAGUCCUUAAAUUUACUAAGUUCACGGGGGAUACUGAAGAAUCCACCGUCGAACCGAGGCUGAUCAGUCUUAAAGAACUAGUUAGCAUUAAGCGAAAGGUCGCUGAGUCAAUUGAUAAAUACCUGAACAGGUUUAGACUAUUGAAGGCGCGAUGCUUUACUCAAGUCCCUGAACACGAACUAGUCGAAAUAGCGGUUAGGGGUCUAGAUUAUUCUAUAAGGAAGAAGUUGGAUACCCAGUACCUUAGGGAUAUGGCCCAAUUGGCCGAUAGGGUUCGACGUAUCGAACGUUUGAAAGCCGAAAAGUGUAAGGUGGGUCGAUAUCAUAAAAAAAAAGAGAAAGUGUCCUACAUCGCAGUCGAAGGAGGCUCUUCCGAUGACGAAGAUAUAGUCGACAGAAGUGAGGUCAACAUGGCGGAACUCAAGCCCGGACCUCCAUAUACGUGCAAGGUUUUCAAACCAUCGAAUGGGAAAAACCCUGUCGAACUAGAGAGAAUAGACAAAUACGUCGCUAAGACAUAUAUGUUCGACAUGUCUAAAUGA